This is a messenger RNA of Lepus europaeus (European hare), 1268 nucleotides long. RefSeq lists its product as uncharacterized. The transcript is spliced from 5 exons. Lineage: Eukaryota; Metazoa; Chordata; Mammalia; Lagomorpha; Leporidae. The record is from RefSeq and is a predicted model, not a curated record. The coding region runs from base 1 to 1044 and encodes 347 amino acids.
AUGUUGGGCCUGCAGGCCGCCGAGGCUGCACCGGGAGCGAGGCGGGGAGAACGCCCCUCGAGAGGCCGAAACGCCAAACAACAGCGCCGGGAGCCGCUGAACCGCCCACUUCCGCCUGCCGCCGGCCUCUUCCCUUUUAUAACCUCGCCGCCACCGCGCGCCCGCGCGUCCUUCCGGCGCGAGCCGGCUCUCCCAGGACGCUUUGCGGCCUCGGCGCUGCGGAGGCGGAGGCGGAGCCGGAGGGCGGGGCGGGCGCCGGGCGCCGGCGGCCCUGGCUGGGCGGUCCUCAGCGGGGUUCGCCCGGGGAGCCCCGAGCCCGCGCGGGAGCCCCCAGCAGUCCGGCCUCGCUUUGUGACGCGGGGCGCGGAGGUUGGGCGGGGAUCUGCCGGCAGGCGGCGGCGUCCUGCUAGACCUUGGGCCGCCGCCCCGCCGCGCGGGCCUGCGGGGUCUCCGCCCCGCGUCGCUGGCUUCCGAGCGGGGCCAAAAGAAACAAAACCUCGCCUCCAUGUUGUUUUUAUGAUGUCGGAGAACAGCUUCUCCGUGGCAAACGCAGACAGCCUGAGCAUGCCGAGACCGUCAGGGUCCUGCGGGCACGAGGGGACGUGGAAUGCCCGCGAAAUCCGAGUAAUGAGAACCACGGGGCCGCGCGCCGAGCCUGCCCGCUGCGGAGCGCGGCAAAGAGACCAAGAGGGAAAGAGAUGGAAGAGAGAGAGAGAGGGAGAAAUUCUCCAUCAGCGGAUUCAUCUUUCAGAUGCCUACAACAGCCAGGUCCGGGCCAGUCCAGAAGCGAGAGCCAGAAAUUUCAUCUGGUCCCCGACAGACCAGAUGUCCUGCACCAGCCACAUCUGUGACCAAGUGGAGGCGGAAGGCAGAAUCCUAGAACUGAAGUUGCAAACCGCCAAGCACUGCCAUCUUGGAGGAGCCUGGAGAAGACAAGGCCUUGAACAUAGAGAGCCUGGGGGUCCUUACUUUGUUCCUGAUCAGAGGGUAAGUUGUUCAAUAUUUGAAUCAUCAAAUCUGAUGUCAGCUCUGGUUCUUUUGUAGAUCCUCUUUAUCAGGGUAAAAGAUUUCCCUUUUCACCUAUUUGGCUGAUAGUGAGGUGUUUUUUUUGGUUAUUAUUAUUGUUUUGUUUGUGUGUUUUUAAAUCAUAAGUGAGCACUGAUUUUUUUUCAAGAUAUUCUCUCUGCAUCUAUUGCCAUAACCCUGUGGUAUUUCUCUUUGAUUCUGUAAAUGUGAUAAAAUACAGAGAUUGUUGAAUGUUUGAUCAC